Molecule: messenger RNA, 516 nt
Organism: Enterobius vermicularis (human pinworm)
Lineage: Eukaryota; Metazoa; Nematoda; Chromadorea; Rhabditida; Oxyuridae
Source: the annotation of a GenBank genome assembly
AUGAAACGUGGAACUGUGUUCCGAAAACCAUCUGAUGAUUAUUAUUACGGUGAAGAAAAGCAAAAAGUUGUUCAUGCAAAACCGAUUAAACAACGAAUUGCACGCAAAUUAGGGGAUCUUGGUGUUGGAAAAGAUUUUGUUGUUGGCAGCGAAGAAUCUCAAGCACAACUGAGCGGAAAUAAUAUUAAUAACAGUGCAGAGAGUUGUGCGACCCCUGAAGGCUCAUUAUCGACAGAUGAAAGGAACAGGCUGGAAGCUAGAAUUUUAAAAGCAGAAAUGAAAGGAAAUUUGGAAUUGGCCGAAAAGCUGCGGAAACGUUUACAAGGUGUUGGUGACGAAGCUUCCACAUCGGAGAGCAGUCACACGCGUAUUCUCAUGAAAACUGAUAAACGGACUGGGUUAAGUAUUCCUGUCUCCAGAUCUGAUGGUACAUCACAAAAAUUGAAGCCUUCGGUAACUUUCAGUGGUAUUCUCGAUAUAGCUUUUGACUUUACUGUUAGUUCCAAUUGUAAGUAA